AUGUUUUUGCCCAAGUUAACAAUAGAGGGAGUCCUUGGAUUUAAUUUUAAAAAAUCCCAAAAAAUUAUAAAAAUGCCCAUUUUGGUUAUUUUACUUCUUCAAUGUCUUGUUAAUUAUUCCCAAGCAAGAUACAAGCGUUUUAUAAAAGAAGAAAAUUCAAAAUUGAUAAAUAAUGAGGAAUAUUUAAUACAAACUUGUGUGGCUUAUUGUGAUGCUCAAUUUGGGAGAGAAUUUGAGGAACACUUUGGACGCAGCUAUUUCACUCAAUUUUUUGAUUUUCCAAUUGAUUCAUUAAUUGUAUCUUCUCUCAACAAUUUUAAUUCUUUUUGUUCUCUAGUUGAGCAGAGAAGUUGUUGCCUUCAACAAGAAUGUCUUAAAUCUUCUGUGCCAGCUUCACCUCAAACACAUAUUUGUUUGGAGCAUAGAGCUGAUUUUGAAAGGGCGUUGGCUUGUUUAAAUUCCACCGUCCCCCACUUCAAAUUUCAUUCAAUCUGUUCAACAGCUGCAAAACAAAGUGUGGACAUUAAAAGGCUGGCAGAUGAGACUCACGGAUUUGACAUUCACUUAACAGAACAAUAUCGGCAACAGGAUCUUCGUUGCCGUUUUCAAGCCUGUACACUUUCGGCUAGGAUAAUGCUAAUCAACGAGCACUGUAACCAAAACGGUAUUGGAAAGGAUCAAAGAGAACACGCACGCCAGACUGUUAGGCGCUACUAUGAGGAUGAUUUAGAGCUUGAUUUGAUUGAAUAUGGAGAAACACUGAACGCUACAAGACGCUUCCCGCGUUUUUGUGCUGCUUUUUUGGCACAACAAAAAGCGGAACCUAUAGCUCUACUUAUAGACCACAAAUCUUCACAAAUUUAUUUGGAUGAAUUAAAUAUUUUGUUAAAAAUAAUUGGGGCGGACACGGCAAAAAUGCUUGAAACGGGAAUUUAA
This is a messenger RNA of Meloidogyne enterolobii, 936 nucleotides long. The record is from the annotation of a GenBank genome assembly. NCBI's taxonomy places the organism in Eukaryota, Metazoa, Nematoda, Chromadorea, Rhabditida, Meloidogynidae.